This is a messenger RNA of Seriola dumerili (greater amberjack), 2675 nucleotides long. RefSeq lists its product as uncharacterized. The transcript has 3 exons. The record is from RefSeq and is a predicted model, not a curated record. Bases 143 to 1474 code for a protein of 443 amino acids. NCBI's taxonomy places the organism in Eukaryota, Metazoa, Chordata, Actinopteri, Carangiformes, Carangidae.
CGUAGCUUGCUGUUCAGUUUGUCACAGCUUUGCCUCCUGUGAUCUGAACUCACUCUGAGCUUCGACCAAGUGACUGAACCGACCAGAGAAAAGACAAAGCAAAUUUAAAUGGUUUCUGAACUACCAGGUGUGAGGAGACUGGAUGGAACUUCCCAUGUUGAGCCGUAAACGGCGUCUGUCUCAUGGAGAUGAAAAGGAGCCUCUGCUGUCCUCGAAGAAACGCGUAUCCAGUCUCACAGCUCUGCGGGACAGAUCUCAGACUGACGGCUCAGACAGAGCCACACAGCACGCCAGACUGAGGACGAGCUGUGGUCGCCUCUGCACAUGUGAAGCCUGUGUGAAUGAAGAGGUUAAAUACCUGACUAACAACAGGCGCUUCUUCGAGCAGGUAUCAUCCUGGGCUGACACACAAUACUCUGUGAAUAAAGUGCUGGAGCAUCUCACGUUCAGACAAGCCACCGAUGACACUUUCCUCAAUGACCCAGUUAACAAGAAAUUUUUGGAGUUUCACCAUGACAUCACUGAGGAAUGUGGCGCAGAAGAUAAACAGCAUUCGUGGGCUGUUAUUGAGAAACAGGAGGAGAUCAUCAUGUAUGGACCUUAUUAUCCUAACUACAACAACGGAGAACACAGCGAGGACGUCAUUAUUAAACAAACACAGGAGCUUCUGGAGUCAGAGGAAUCCUCAGAAGACUGGAAGGUGUAUGUUUUCACCAUGAACAGCCCGUGUUUGGCUAGAAACACUGAGCCAUGCAUGUUAAACCUGGUUCAGAAAGCUCAGGAGUGGUGGACUGUGUAUGGGGUAAAGACUCAUAUUGGUUAUGUGAGAUGCUGGGGCUUCAAAGGAACCAAAGAAAAUCUGUUCAGGGACGUUGACUACAGCCAAGUGGAGUGUAUAAAACAGACUGAGGACCAUGAGGACUAUGUCAAAGCAGUAAAAAAUAGAACUGAUCUCAAUCCUUUAUGUAAAAAUCUGACUUCUGUAGUUAAACACCUCCUUACAUCUGUAAAUUUGAGUUUCCCUCUGAUGACCGUUGUGCAGGUGCAGGACUGGAAGAGUUACUUCAAAAGAAUGCAAAGUAUUUUUGAAUGCAAACCAGAGGAUGAGAAAGAAGCCUUCACACGGGAGCUGAACACCGCGAUUGAAGCUGCACGAGGGCCGCUUUCACAAAAAAGUGCGAGCUUUGAGGAACAUUUAGAAAGCGGGAAGGCAUUUCCACUUGAUCGCGCUUUCAGUCCACAAGUGUCUGACGCCCUCCAGGGUCGAAUGAAGCUCGCGUUUCAGCAGUGUUGGAGGGAGAUGGUACAAGACAAAUACGCAGAGUUAAUCAGGGAGAAGCUGACUGAAGACUUCAAUCAAUGUGCCGUCCAGUGUUUUGUCCAAGAUAUUGCAAAGUUCACAAACGCAUACUUACAAAUCGGAAGGAUACACUUUUCAGAAGAAGAGUCAAAAGGUCAACAAGCUGUUAGGUAAUUACUCAGUUGACAAGCUAUAAUGACACUAAUUAUUCCACAAAUCUUUGGUAUGCAUUUGAAGCAGAAUGAAAGUCACUAAACCUUUACAUCAUACAUACCAUUUGCACUGUGUCAAGACGCUUUUAUCUUUAUUAGGUUCCUCAGUGGAGCUAGAGUCGCACACAGAGGACGGCCAUCAGGUAGUGAGAAAUACACAGACACAUGUCCAUCUGUCACUGUGUCUUUACUUACAAUAUAUCACAAAUGGUGUAUUACACAAUUAUAUUGGAGUGGAGUUUUUUUUUUUUUUUUUUUUUUUUUUUUUUCUAUACAUAUAUGCUCAUAUAGUUGUUAUUUUUGGUAAUUACAUGUGGCAGUAUCCCACAUUUACACAUGUUGCCUCCAUGCUCGUCCCAAACAAACAUCCUGUACAGUUUUGAUACAGUACUCCUUCGCAGAGUUUAUCAAACAACCUUCAUAUAAUAGAUAUUAAUUAGAUGAUAAUGAUCAUUUCUACUGAAGGUCAUAUCACUGGUGUUGAGGAGUGAUGGAUGUCAAGAGCAGUUCUCUCUAUGUUACAGUAAGUUUACAAGAAAUAAUUAUCAUUUGUUUGUCUUUGUAGAGUUAGCUAGAAGCACUGUGAAAUUUCAAUUUUACUUCACUGUGAUGCGUAUUUAAAGGAUCAGUUCAACCAAAUUACAGAUUUAAAAAAAAAAAAAAUCUUAAAUAACAAUCAGCGAUGUGUUUUCUUGGUGUGGAGAUAAAAGCUGCUAAGACUUCUGCUGCCACCCCAUUAUAACUGAGGCGCUCAAAUCAUUAAAAGACCACAUUUGAUGAAUUCAAUAGCAACAUGCCUUACCAAAAAACAGUUUCUUUGAAUGAAUCAAAGAAAGUCACAAACAAAAUACUGAACACUGACCACACUGAGGUCAUAUAGGACAUAUUUCGUCCUAUCCUGAGACAUUGCUACCGAGUUUUUCAAACAUCAUUUGCAAAUGUACCACUGGGGUAAGUGUUAGUGUAAUAAGUAUUUAUAUGAAUUGACCCUUUAAGUACAGCCACUGGUGCUACCUUUGACAUAAAAAUGUCCUGCUGUGAUUCUUUACAUGUUUUGUAUAUCUAUCAUUUCUUUGGCAAAUUGUGCAUAAGAAUUGUCCAUAUUAAUAUGCAAAAAUGAAGAAAAGGCAAAUAUAUUGAAAUAAAAAAACCCAGGGAGAUUA